AUGGGGAGGACUACCAGACUGUUGCCUGGCGGCAUCUAUGCCGCCGUCAUGACUUUCUUCGACUCCAAUACGGAGGACAUCGACCUUCAAACCCAGAACCAACACACCGCGCGUCUCGCGAAGGCGGGCAUCGCCGGCUUCGUCGUCAUGGGCUCCAAUGGCGAAGCACCUCACCUGUCAAUUGAGGAGCGCAGCGCCAUCAUUCGCGAGACCCGUUCCUGCUUGGAUGGCCUCGGCAAAAGCGAGACUCCCAUCAUCGCCGGCUGCUCUGAUCAAUCGGUCCGGGGCACUGUCCAUCUCUGUCGCGAGGCUGCUCUCGCUGGUAAUGUCAUCGAGCGCUUCUUCAUCGCUGUCGCGGAACAAUCGCCUAUACCUAUUAUCCUCUAUAGUUUUCCCGGUGUAUCUGCAGGCAUAGAGAUGGACUCUGGCCUCCUGGGCCGCAUCUCUCAACACCCCAACGUGGCCGGAACAAAGUUUACCUGCGGCGACACCGGGAAGCUGAGCCGUGUCGCCACAGCAGUGAAGUCGCGCCAGCCGUACGCCAUCUUCGGAGGCCUGGCUGACUUCAUCCUGCCUGCGCUUGUCGCGGGCGCAACUGGCGUAAUAGCCGGCGGCGCUAACGUCACGCCCCUGACUUGUGUCAAAGUCUUUGACCUGUGGAGAGAAGGCAAGGUGGAGGCAGCCCGGGAGAUGCGGGCUGUUCUUGCACAGGGCGACUGGGAGCAUACGGCCAGGGGCAUCUCGGGGACAAAGGCAGCGCUCAAUAUUCUCUUCGGGUACGGGGGAAAGCCUCGUCGGCCACUUGAGGCUCUACCACAGGCCUCUGUGGUGGAAAUGCAGCGUGGCCUGGAGGGGUUAAUCGCUCUAGAAGAACAGCUCACGGUUCGGCCGGCAUUAUGA
Clonostachys solani is the source of this 900-nucleotide messenger RNA. Lineage: Eukaryota; Fungi; Ascomycota; Sordariomycetes; Hypocreales; Bionectriaceae. The record is from the annotation of a GenBank genome assembly.